This is a messenger RNA of Clonostachys byssicola, 285 nucleotides long. Lineage: Eukaryota; Fungi; Ascomycota; Sordariomycetes; Hypocreales; Bionectriaceae. The record is from the annotation of a GenBank genome assembly.
AUGAGACCUCCUGAUGAUGACGUCUUCCAGAGAAGGUGGCAGCUUUCUGAUCUCGGCGAGAGCAUUUCGCAAUUGCUCAAUCUGCUCGUCGCUGACAAGCGGUGCCUGAGCGAUGUCGAUGGCGCGUUCGAGCAGGUCAAGCAUGACGCCUUCCACCUUCCUAUCAUUGCAUUCUUGGACAGCAGCGCGGUACCUCUUUGUUCUCUCCUCGCCCUUGACGCCCUUGACGGAUUCGAAAAGGUCCUCUAUGGACCUGACAGGGUUGCGAUACUCGUCAGCCACUAG